Messenger RNA from Amphibalanus amphitrite, 1750 nucleotides. Its product is annotated as calcineurin subunit B type 2-like. The coding region runs from base 333 to 845 and encodes 170 amino acids. Gene Ontology annotation, molecular function: calcium-dependent protein serine/threonine phosphatase regulator activity; calcium ion binding. The transcript is spliced from 6 exons. The record is from RefSeq and is a predicted model, not a curated record. Lineage: Eukaryota; Metazoa; Arthropoda; Thecostraca; Balanomorpha; Balanidae.
UUGUCUUGUCUCAAUUUAGGACGAUUGUCUGCUGAUGCAUAGAUGAUGCUCAAGAUAGCAAUUGUUAUUGCAAAAAAGCAACUUGCAACUUGCAGCAUUGCGUAUACGGAUAAUCUGGUUGCGUAUUUGCUAAAUGCUUUGGUGAACUCAGACUUAGCUUAGGUGAAGUGAUUUGCAUCAUAUUUUUUUAGGAACGGAGGGAUAGGAACUUUUCUGAUCUUAUCUGCUCCUCAAUCAGUACAAUUUUUACAAGUUUCCAGCUUGAGCUUUUCGUCAAAAAGACGCUUUAGAAUCUUCUGGCAGUGUUCAGAAAUUAACAAGCAGGAGUCAAAAUGGGAAAUGAAGCAUCACUUUCCAUGGAGAUGUGCUCUAACUUUGACCCGGACGAAAUCCGCCGGCUGGGCAAGCGGUUCCGUAAGCUGGAUCUGGACAACUCGGGCUCCCUGAGCGUCGACGAGUUCAUGUCGCUGCCGGAACUGCAGCAGAAUCCGCUGGUUCAGCGGGUCAUCGAGAUAUUCGACGAGGACGGCAACGGAGAGGUAGACUUUAAAGAGUUCAUAUCGGGCGUGUCACAGUUCUCUGUCAAGGGAGACAAGGACUCGAAACUGCGCUUCGCCUUUCGCAUCUACGACAUGGACAACGACGGCUUCAUUUCGAAUGGAGAGCUCUUUCAGGUGCUGAAGAUGAUGGUGGGCAGCAACCUGAAGGACACGCAGCUGCAGCAGAUUGUCGACAAGACCAUCCUGUUCGCCGACAAGGACGAGGACGGCAAGAUCGGGUUCGACGAAUUCUGCAGCAUCGUUGGCAACACGGACGUACACAAAAAGAUGGUAGUGGACGUCUAGGCAGCCGGCGCCGCCGCCGCCGCUGCCCCCGGUCGCACUGCCACCUGUUGGACGGAAGACGAGUUACAACUGCGCUAGUCAGCCGCAGGCGGCGGCAGGGGCCGCUGAGGGCCGGCUGUCCGCCCCUCUGCCGGCGACCGGACUCUCGUUCGUACUGUUUUGCUCUCUACAUGUGACAGGCCGGCCCGUCGCAAUGCGGCCGGCCGGCUCGUUUCGCCGUUAGUUUGUAAUCGUCUCCUGAGAAGGCAGCUAGCAGCGCGCCGCCGCGAUCGGUGCCGCGGAGCUGCCCAGAGCUUGUCAUGAGGACACAUGCGUGCUGCCGUAUUCAAAAUGAAUCCAAAUGCUCACUGAUUCGCCUAUUUUUCGUGGAGUAGGCGAAUGAAGCUGCUGGAUUUUUAUAUUAUAUUGCUAGAUUGAUUAGACCCCUUGUGAUUUGUUUAUUGAUGGUGCUGAGACUAAUAGCUUUCAUUGAGUUGUUAGAUCCCCUCCCCAAGAGAUUUUCUAUUUUGUUGUUGGACCUCCGAGGGAUUUUCAUAUUUUAUGGUGUGCCAUUGAAUGAAAUCAGCCUUGCGAACACAACCCGACUAAGCUGAUCAUCACCGAGUGACGCUGUGUGUUUACCUUGCGCCUCAUUUGUUUACGUUGACACCAUUUUUAUACGAGCCUUUAUUCGGUGUUGUGGAGCGGCCGUCCGUGCUCGCUGUCCCGGCGCUGGGCCGCGGCGCGGCUGACCUGCAGCCUGCUCUGCUCUGUAUGUCGUGUGGGCUAACUGUCGAGCCGGGCGGGGCGGGGACUCGACGCGCGCGUUGGGUAAGGGAGGGGCGGCGCCGCCCCGCCACUUUAACACACUCCUGUCUGGUGACUGUCUUGGUGUUCUUCUUAUGAAUACAUUUAAUAAUCUUGGA